AUGGGAAACAAUCAGCCAGGUGGCAUGUACAAACGGGAUCGCCCAUUCGACUCUGAAAAGGGUGGAAGCAAAAGCCGAACUGGAGCACCAAGUGCGUCGCCACCAAACGAGGAUGAGUGUCCGGUACAGAUGAAAAUCGCCAAAAGCGACGACAAGACCAAAUUAUUUCCAGUGGUAUUCAAAUGGAACCAAGCCAACACAUCCGCACGAAAUGUAGCAAUCUGUGGAUCGUGGGACAAAUGGAACCAACGAAUUCCUCUUGUCAAAUCGUCGGGCGAUUUCUCAACGAUCGUUGAUUUGGAGCCAGGAAAACACGAGUACAAAUUCUAUGUCGACCACAAGUGGGUGGUUGAUGAUAAUCAACAGAAAACGAGCAAUCAUUUGGGAGGGGAAAACAAUGUCGUGAUGAUUGAUGAAGCCGAUUAUGAGGUGUUCGAUGCAUUAGAUAAGGAUCUGGCUUCCUCAAACGCUGGUGAAGCUCUCCGUUCCAACCAUCCAACCAAGGAAUCUCAUGACACUCCCAAUGAUCGUGAAUUAGAGAAGCUUCAUCAAUUUGGCCAGGAAACUCCAACCCGUGCUGACUUUGGAAAAGCUGCUCCACCACCAGUGCUCCCACCCCAUCUUCUUCAAGUCAUCCUCAACAAGGACACACCGGUUCAAUGUGAUCCAAAUGUGCUCCCAGAGCCAGACCAUGUCAUGCUUAAUCAUUUGUAUGCCCUAUCUAUUAAGGAUGGAGUGAUGGUUCUCUCCGCUACUCAUCGCUAUCGCAAGAAAUUUGUCACCACGCUGCUCUACAAGCCGAUCUAA
This is a messenger RNA of Caenorhabditis briggsae, 807 nucleotides long. RefSeq names its product Protein CBR-AAKB-1 (gene Cbr-aakb-1). NCBI's taxonomy places the organism in Eukaryota, Metazoa, Nematoda, Chromadorea, Rhabditida, Rhabditidae. Gene Ontology annotation, cellular component: nucleus; cytoplasm; nucleotide-activated protein kinase complex. The coding region runs from base 1 to 807 and encodes 268 amino acids. The record is from RefSeq and is a predicted model, not a curated record. The transcript has 4 exons. Gene Ontology annotation, biological process: signal transduction. Gene Ontology annotation, molecular function: protein kinase binding.